Lentinula edodes (shiitake mushroom) is the source of this 2057-nucleotide messenger RNA. Its product is annotated as S-adenosyl-L-methionine-dependent methyltransferase. Gene Ontology annotation, biological process: rRNA base methylation. The coding region runs from base 142 to 1617 and encodes 491 amino acids. Gene Ontology annotation, molecular function: methyltransferase activity. The transcript has 11 exons. Gene Ontology annotation, cellular component: nucleolus. NCBI's taxonomy places the organism in Eukaryota, Fungi, Basidiomycota, Agaricomycetes, Agaricales, Omphalotaceae. The record is from RefSeq and is a predicted model, not a curated record.
UUUCCGAACUUCCACAAGAUUCAACGUUCAACUACCACGACAAAAGUACCUCAAUUUCUUAUCAGCAAUCUUCCAUAGUCCUCUGCCAUCAUCAUCAUCAUUCAUCUAUUUGCAUUGUAACCAAUAUCCUAGAAUGUUAUCAUGAAUUUCUAUUUUACUGCCGCUGAGGUCCUCGACCGCCUCGAUUCCAAGAAGGGCUCGAUUAAAGGUCUUAUUUCAACUGUUGCUGAGAAGGACAGGAAGCGGACAUCGGCUCUUGUGAUUCAGACUUUGAAAUACAAGCCUGUGCUAGCAGAUAUAAUCGGCAGAGCCAAAUUAAUGAUAGAGGAGCGCAAAAAGCUCACCUCCUCAAAUUUGGCUCUUGUACUAGUCCACGACGUCCUCUUCUCAAAUGGGAUUCAAGCUGGAGACGGCCCCAUCAAGCAGGCAGUCCUUCGCCAUAAGACGAGGCUUCACAGUGAGCUUCAGAAGGUUAAGAUAAAACGAGCAGUCAAGUCCAAUGAAGAACUUGUUCAAACUGGUGAUAGUAGGGCAGCGUUGAUCCCUCGAUACGUUCGCAUUAAUACCACGUUGUGGACGAUUGAAGAGGCCAUUCAAUAUUUCAUAUCGAAAGGCUUUACGUUGGAGAAUAUGCUUGAGAUUGCAUCAACGUCUAAACAUAUUUUUGCAAAAGACAAACACAUCUCUGCCCUGUUUUUAUUCCAUCCCGAACUAUCUUUCCAAGACGAUGAUGCAUACAAAAAUGGGAAGGUGAUUUUACAGGACAAAGCGUCGUGCUUUCCUGCUGUUGUCCUUAAUCCCCCCGUUUCUCCGAGUGGUGCAGUGAUAGAUGCUACCUCUGCCCCUGGCAACAAGACAUCGCACCUGAGUACACUUAUGUGUAAUACAGGAACGCUCUUUGCCUUUGAAAGAGAUCGUAAACGAUUCUCGACCUUACAAGCAAUGCUAUCGAAGGCUAGAUGUAAAAAUGUAGAACCUGUGAAUACCGAUUUCCUGUUGGUGGAUCCCAUGGAUCCUAAGUAUUCCGGAGUUACACAUAUUCUUCUGGAUCCAUCUUGUAGCGGGUCAGGAAUCGUUAACCGUCUGGAUUAUCUUGUGGAGUCUGAACAAGAAGCUGAGUCGGUGCAAGUAGACCGUCUAAACAAGCUAGCUAGCUUUCAGUUGAUGAUGGUCAAACACUCAAUGAAAUUUCCAGCUGUGCAACGAAUUGUUUACAGCACAUGUUCCGUCCAUGCUAUUGAAGACGAACAUGUCGUUCGUGCAGCCCUCAAAUCUGACGAGGCCCUCUCUAGACAUUUUGAACUUGCGCCUCAAAGCCAAGUUCUACCGCAGUGGAAGCGCCGUGGGUACUCUAACGAGAUGGAUGAUCCCCACCACGCAGCAUCACUUGUGCGCUGUUUACCUGGUGAAGAUGCUACAAAUGGUUUUUUUGUGUCGUGUUUCGUCCGAAGCUCUGUCAUCCGAGAAGAGAGUGACAAAGCUCCUCUGGACAAGAAACGAAAAGUUGACCAAAUCAUCGAGGAGCAGGAAGACGUUGCUCCUAAUACUAGGAAGCGUCAACAGCGUCAACAGAAGAGAAAGAGGAAGAAAACUGUGAACGGAGGAGGUUCUGUUUAAUGGUGCUCCUGAUCACAAUGGCCUUGUCAUGCAUUUACUAGUAGGCUUCAGUAGACAGAAUGACUUUCUCUUCGUCCGACGAUCACUGUGACAAUGGGAAAGUUCCCUCCAAAACUUUAAGACCCUCUGAGGCCGAACUGACAAGCAGUGACAGCGUAACUUUUUCUGCAUCAUUGUCACGUUUACCUCCUCUUACCUCCCGCCUUCUCUUGAGGCUUACAUAUACUAUAGCUUAGACACCGACGGAUCUCCAUCUGCUAAUGUUCGGUAGAAUGGCCUCCGACAUACAUAUACCAGCAUAUACCAUGUAACAUGUUGUCCUGUGGCGCAGGAUCGGAGAAGAUCGGAGAGGAUCCUGAUAAUAAUUCGGGCAUGAAGCUGCAUGAGGGUACAUGCCACAUUAUGUAUCACAUCCUGUAGUUCGCAACAGCUCGUCAUAC